Xenopus tropicalis (tropical clawed frog) is the source of this 1528-nucleotide messenger RNA. RefSeq lists its product as uncharacterized. Lineage: Eukaryota; Metazoa; Chordata; Amphibia; Anura; Pipidae. Bases 51 to 782 code for a protein of 243 amino acids. The record is from RefSeq and is a predicted model, not a curated record. The transcript is spliced from 2 exons.
CUAUAGGACCUCCACCCCGAGAGGUUACUGGGAGGAAGAGGGGUCAGACGAUGAGGAAUGGGGGAGGGAGGCAGUCCCAACACCACCUAGGCCUAUAUCCCGUUUUUCCAGGGGGGGGGGGAAACCCUAGGCCCAGAAGAGCGGGAGAGUACAGGUAUCCCAAGGUUCCCACCCACGGGGGCCAGCCACGACGAUCACGGGGGGAUAAACAUUGGGAAAAGGAUGAUCCUUGCUAUGUUGUCGGUGAAUACUAUGAUGAUGAGGAAGAUGAUUAUGAUAUUGUUGACUUUUUUCCUGCAAGUAGCCAAAGGUACCGUCAAAGGAGGCCAGAGAGUAGAAUGUGUUAUGUAAAUAAUGGUGUGCCGAGUUUUUAUUUUAGGAACAGAGAGGAGGAGGAGAGUUGGAUUCAAUGGAGGAAGGAGAGGGAGCUGAGGAGAGAAGGGGAAGAAUGUUCAUCAAGAGGCCUAGAAGGAGAAGGAAGGGCAUCAGCAAGUGCAGACGGACGAACAACGCAGAAGAAAGAUAAGGUUCCAGGAGCAACAGUGGCGGCUAUGGCAGGGGGUAAUACUACUUGCAACAUUUUGAUCAUAGGUCAUUCGUUCAUUUUUUGGGCAAGCAGGCAUGCAGCCGGCAAGCAUUUGGGCUUACCGGAGGAACACAUGAGGAUUGCAUGGCAAGGAUUGAGAGGUAUGAAAUGGGAGCAAUUCAGAGGUAGGUUGAGCAAGACAAUUCUGAAGUUCAGUUUUAUUCACCUGAUUAUAGUGCACGCUGGGGGUCAAUAAAGACCCCUGCAUUGAUAGAGAAGAUGAGGAAGGACCUAGAAGAGGUAAUAGCCGAAAGAAGGGUGGGGGGGUAGCAUGGUCAGACAUCAUACAGAGAGGUGAUUGGCGCGGGGCCAUUUCUCCCCAGGGCAUUGAAAAAUCAAGGAAGAAAGUGAACCGGGCCAUGCACAAACUCAUGUGUUCCUCAGGUAACGGGGUAAUUAGGCAUGACAACAUCAAGCAUAGACAAACCCAGCUUUUUAGACAAAGUGCAUUUGACAGAGGAAGGUUUGGACUUGUUUUGGGAAAACAUCAGGAAUUUUAUAGAAGGAUGGUGGAGGUCACGGUAGGGCUAGGUGGGCCAUGGAAAAGGACAGGUGGCACCCUUCCCCUUUUUUCCAUUGGGUGGCAGCAGAGCGGCUCCAGGAAAACGGUGGUUUCUCAGUGAAGUGCAGGCCUACCCUUGGGAAGUCACGAGUGUGGAGCAGACUUUGACUGCACGGUCUUGUCUGAGUCACGCGAGAGGCUGGGUUAGCGCCAUUAUUGCACAUGAUGGGGAGCAGGAGGAUGGGCUACAGAUAGGUCGGUCGGCAGAGGGCGCUCUGCCUGAUGAUCCCUGCUCCCUAAAAUAGCUGUUUGCUAUGGUAUGGGCAGCGGGCCCAUGGUUUUUCUGCUAAGAUAGGAGCCGCAGCUGGUGGUCAGGGUGCACCUAGUUUUUUAAGUUUUUGUUUAAAUAAAGAAAUGUGACCUCCACAGAUUUUUGCCAA